Molecule: messenger RNA, 1306 nt
Organism: Diuraphis noxia (Russian wheat aphid)
Lineage: Eukaryota; Metazoa; Arthropoda; Insecta; Hemiptera; Aphididae
Gene: Snx3
Product: sorting nexin 3
Biological process (GO): late endosome to Golgi transport; endocytic recycling
Cellular component (GO): early endosome membrane; retromer complex
Molecular function (GO): phosphatidylinositol-3-phosphate binding
Source: RefSeq, a predicted model, not a curated record
CGAUUUCCCUGACCGUGGUCAGUGGUCGUGUUUGAGAAUUAAUUCCUGGAUAUUAUUUAGUUAAUACACUGUUAAUAGUUUUAACUGUUUUAAGUCGUAUUAUUCCUACUCGUUACCAUCAAUCGUUUACGCCGUUUACGGGCUUACGCCGCUCGUCUCAAUUGUCUCAUUUCCCUACUAAACGUAAUUUGGUCUAUUAUUAUUAUUAUUAUUAUUGCUACGAAUUAUUUGGUGUGUGGUUGCACUUAUAAUAAUAUUAUAUUAGUAUUGUAAUUCAAUUAUUGUGUUAUCACCUCGUAAGUGUCGUCUACAAGAAUUCUUCAGAUCAACAGGAAAUACCAAUUAUUGUGCGAACAAUUUUUUUAGAUUCUGUGUAUCAAUACCAAGGACGCCUAGAUACACCUCUACCGCUCGAAAAAAAAAAAAAAUUUUCGCUCAUUUCGCGAUUACCAUCGCGGCGCAACGCUCGGCUGUACUGCCGAGUAAGAGACGGCCAUAAUAAUAUCAAUAAAAAAUUAUGGUUGACACAGCCGAGGCCACCAGACGGUUGAACGUCAAGAAGCAAACAUUGGACGAUGCAUAUGCAGCUCCAGCCAAUUUCUUAGAAAUUGAUAUACUAAACCCUAUAACGCACGGUGUAGCCAAAAAACGAUACACUGACUAUGAAGUUCGCAUGCGAACAAACUUACCAGUGUUUAAGGUCAAAGAAUCCAGUGUUCGUAGACGUUACAGUGAUUUUGAAUGGUUGCGCAAUGAACUAGAACGAGACAGUAAGAUUGUUGUACCUCCUUUACCCGGUAAGGCAUGGAAAAGACAAAUGCCGUUCCGUAAUGAUGAUGGUAUAUUUGAAGAAGAAUUUAUUGAAGAACGGCGAAAAGGCCUUGAAGUUUUUAUAAACAAAAUUGCUGGUCAUCCAUUGGCACAAAAUGAAAGAUGUCUACACAUAUUCCUACAAGAACCAGUAAUUGAUAAAAGUUAUGUACCGGGUAAAAUCAGAAAUACUUAAGUUAGGGUUAGUCAAUAUCUCCACCGAUUAUGCCUCUAAAUGUUAUUUUUAUUUCGCCAAUGAAUUCUACAUAAUUUACAGAACAUUUGUUUGUCCCAACAAUACACUAAAAUAGAUACCUUUUUUUUAUUAGCAAUUAUUAAUAUUUUUUAAUAAUCUUUAUUGUCAUUUAUAUUUUAUUUUUAUUUUUAAAAAUCUCAUUAUACUCAAUCGUUKAUUUUAGAACUAUGUUACAACAUCCCUAUAUGGAAUUAUGUUAUUUUAGUGUCUGAAUUACUGGUAUGUUUAUUGUUUAUUGAU